Messenger RNA from Dendronephthya gigantea, 3289 nucleotides. RefSeq lists its product as uncharacterized. Gene Ontology annotation, cellular component: membrane. Gene Ontology annotation, molecular function: protein binding. NCBI's taxonomy places the organism in Eukaryota, Metazoa, Cnidaria, Anthozoa, Malacalcyonacea, Nephtheidae. The transcript is spliced from 10 exons. The record is from RefSeq and is a predicted model, not a curated record. The coding region runs from base 1540 to 2778 and encodes 412 amino acids.
UAUGAAAGCGAAAGAGAAAGAUAGCUAUAUCAAACUAUAUCGAAGUGUAUAGUUAAAGUAAUAUGACAGUGUUGUAUACAGUUCUUGAGAUAUCAGUCAGGUUUUUUUUCAGCGGUAGUUUGACUUAUAUAUACAUCAAGAAUUUAUAAUGUUCGUGUAGAUGUGUCAAGUGUCAACUUCCUGCUGUGGAAAGGAAAUAAGGAACUUUUUAGGUUUAGUUUAGUUCAUUUCAGUCUUUUAUUUGGGCCAGUUAAAAUGUGGGGAGGACUACAGUUGCAUUAUUUCAGAGCCAAACCACGCCACUAGUGGGAAGAUAUAGCAUAUAGAGAUUAUAGGCUUAUAGCUACUUAUGUUAUUGUAAAUUAUAUAUACGUAUGUCAGUAUUUAAUUGUAAUUGUAUGUAUACAAAAUAACUGAAUUCGGACUAAGUUACGAUAUCAAGACUCACGUCUUUGCCUAGAGUUAAGUCAGAAAUUUACGGCCUUGUUUUGUUUUGAUACAUAUCUUGAACUAUAAGAUAUAUUGUUCAAGAUAUAUAAGACAAUUUGUUUCUUUUUGUGUUUUUAAAUCGUCUUCUGGACGCAGUUUAGCGACUAGUCGUAUGGGACAGAAAAUAUCAACUUAUUAAGACUAACUGUGAACAGCCUAAUAACGAUCUCUACUAAUGAGGCCUGGACCCAACUGCAGAAUUCGAUCCAUUUAUCAAGCCUUCAGCAUUGCACAAAAAUUCUUCCAUUCCUUAGACAUAUCUAUCACGUAUUCAGUAGAAAUCCCUAGAAUUUAUACAUAAAUUCCAAGUGAUGAUAUUACACCGCUUUGAAUGACUGAAAUUAAAACAUUUUAUAUUGCAUGACCCUAUUAAUACCGCUAAAAACGCAUAAAGAACGUCGAGUUCCGCUGACUGCUUUUAAGAAGCUGUUUUCUUCAAGAUGAUAAACUCUUCCUCGUACAAAAAAGUUUCAAAUUCACAUAAUUUCAAUUAGAGAACUUACCCAAUUUCUUCGAACGUCAGCAAACACAGUAACAAUAUGGGCGCUACUCGCUAGCAUGAAAACAACGCCAAGGUACUUACGCGGUUUACGCAAUUACGUGCUCUCGUAUGUGCGAACAGGUGCGAAUUUAAUCGGUCGAAUAUGACCAAACUCAAAGCCCCGUAUGUAACAAACGAAAAUUACUUCCGAAGACACGUGUCAAUAAUUCUGUCGUGGAGAAUUUCAUUUUUUCGAUGUGAAACGAAAUGAAUCAUUUCCUAGAAUUUAGCUAAACCAUCACUUGCUUUUCAUAUCGAUUAAAUCCAUUCAUUUAAAGCAAACAUCGUCGGGCUGUCCACUGAAAUUUAAGCAAUAUUUACGUCUCAUUGCAAUAUUUGCUCUUCUGACCUUACAUCAGCGCACUAUAAGAGUAGAAUAUAUUCGACGUAUAUUUCAUAUUGACCAAGUGGUAUGUAACCUAUAUAGGAACUCCAUAUAUGCGUAUGGUGCUUCUAAAGCACGAGUCUUCAAGAUUCGAGAGUUGAGAGGAGAGCGGUGAAUAAAAGUCAUGUAUCGUGUGGGGCUCACAAUUUCUCUCCUCUUCUGUGUGCUGCCUUGGAGUCGUGCAACUUAUCUUCCUUCGAUUUUCUGGGACACAACUAAUCCAAUUUUGCAGAAAUGGUAUUGGCACGAAGUAAUUCAAGUGAAAAUCUAUGAUAUAAUAACCUUCGUUUGUCCAAAUAACAACCUCAGAAUGAGGGGAAGAGAGAAGAGGAUUGCAAAUGAAUUAUACCACAAUUUGUAUGUCAAAGAAGUACCGUCGAAUAUCACGAACUUUGAUGGAGUUUGCGACACAGGUGAAAAUUCAACCGCCAAGUUCAUAACAAAAUGUGACAAACCGAAGGAAUUGAAUUAUCAGGAUAUUCAAAUCAAUCUAAACCAAGCCGACCCACUAUUGCCCAAGUUUGAAUACGGUCGAGAUUAUAUGUUUUUUGCAACAUCAAACGGACGACAAGCCUCGCUAGAAACGACAUCUAAGAAUUGUACGAUCGUUUUCCGAAUUCAUUUUGUAAAGCCGAAGACAAAAGUGCCUUUUCCUUCUUGUCCUCUUUUUGGUAGAAAACAAGUGUGUGAACAGCCUGCAAAGACAGCGAAACCCAAACCAAAAACUAAAGACUGCAAAGGCAUGAUCCCCCAAGAACUUAAUGGCACCACAACGUCCAAUUCUAUAAGCGUGACUUGGCAACCGCCAAGUAAGCUUACAUGUAACAUAACAAAUUACACCGUGAGUUUUCGAGGAAAUACGAGCGAAUCGUGGGCCUCGAUAUCAGGCUUAGAAAAACCUUACCACACCAUUGAUGGAUUGGCUGCAGGCAACCGGUAUGGCAUCAAAGUAAGAGCUAACACGCCCGAGGGACCUUGUGACUAUUGUGAAGAAAAGAUCUUCAAAACAAAGACGAUUAUUUCAACACCGCCAAAUAUCUCCGCUCAGAAAGAUGACAAGAAUAUAUCUAUUGAUGGAACGUCGGUUGCAAUUGGAUUUGUUGUCGGAAUGUUCUUCUCCGCGAUUUUAGUGCUUGCUUUUUGGGUUUUUAUCAAUCGGGUUUACAAGAGGAAAUUCAAAGUUAACAAGAAAAAAGAUGUGAAGGAGGACAGUACAAGUAGAAACAAUCCAACCUAUUGCAAAGGAGAUUCUUUGAACGAAGCUUUAAAACAAAACGAUGGUUAUCGUGAAAGUGGUCAGAACUGGAAGUUGCCUCCACUUCCAGAGGAAAAUCUUCAUUUAUAUGUCUCAGACGGCGAUUGAGCAAUUCAGAUAAAAUUGUGAAUACAACUACAAUGUUGAAUGAUAAAUUACGAUUUACUUUGCAUGCAAUUAUUUAUCACGCUGGCUUGAAAUAAAUUUCCAUAAAUUUAGAAUGGUCUUGUAUAUAUAUGGCUAAGUCUAAACGCAUUCAUAAAUUGCUAUAUUAAAUAUUUUAAAACGCGAAAUGUUGUAUCUAUAAUACAUAUUGUCUAUAGUCUUCUUAUGGUGGAUUUCACCCUUUUGACAAUCAACUUUCUGGAAAGUGAUAUUAUCUGUGAGACUAUAUGGAGGGCGAUGGUAGACUUCGUUUGGAAGAAACGUGGAGAAAUCACAUGUACUUUUGCUACUCAUUUUAUUUGAUAACGAGAUUGUAAAUUGUUGGGUGUCUUAUGUUUUUUUGAAUGCUACAAAAGCAUAUUAAAUAGAAGAUAAAAUAACUCCUUGAACAAAUGAAACAUAAAAUAGUCAAAGACUAUAGUUAAACGACAUAAAAUAGCACCAAGAUUUGAAC